GUCAGAGCAGCACUCGGGACUUCCCGUCCUCCAGAACCAGGUCCAAGUCCGCGUUAGCGUCGAGACUGGUGGAGCGCGCAAACGCUUCCUCGGGUUUUACGCACACGGGCGGAAAACGCACGCGCGCGCGCGUCCUCUUGGCGGAGCGGCAGGUGUGUGUGGAGCGCCCUCCUGAGCGCUCGUUGUUUCUCCGGGAGAAGCCGUGUUUCGCCAAGAUGUUUCCGCUGCGUCCGUGGCCGCGCGCCGCCGCGUCGCGUCCCACGCCGGGACCGCGGACGGUUCUGCCGCUGCUCUUCCUGCGCUCCACACACAGUUUGGAUUCUAACGGAGGGAAGUAGCGCGCGACCAGAACGCGAGUUUCUCUGCUUUUUACUCGAUACUAUAAUGAUGAUGGUGAUGAUGAAGAUGAUGAUGACGCUGACGCGUCGCAGCCGCGUCCCGUUACUGCUGCUCCCGGUCGCGCUGCUGCUGCUCGGCUGCGGGGCCGGGGCGAGUCGGGUCCGGAAGAAGGCCCCCGGCGGCCGGUCCUGUCUGGACCUGCCGGAGGAGCUGCUGGAGCAGAUGUUCGGGCGGCUCUCGGUGGGAGUGAAGAGCGCCUUCCAUCACGCUCUGCAGCUGGAGCCGCAGGACAAACUCAACCUGAGCUGCCCGAGCUCCGCACGGUCCGCGGCCGCCGGCGGGAGCCGCCUGCCGGUCAACCUGCUCAGCGUCUCCCCCUGGGCCUACAGGAUCUCCUACAACCCGUCCAGGUACCCCCGCUACGUCCCCGAGGCCUACUGCCUGUGUCAGGGCUGCCUGCUCGGCCCGUACGGGGAGGAGAGCGCCCAGUACCGCAGCACGCCCGUCUACUCCCCCUCCGUGAUCCUCAGGAGAACCGGCUCCUGCGUCGGUGGCCGUCACUCCUACACGGAGAGGUACGUGUCCAUCGCCGUGGGGUGCACGUGCGUGCCGCUGCUGCACAAGGAGAGAGACGGAGAGAAGAGCAACCAGAGCCUGAAGGCGGCGGAACCGAGAGACGGCAAACGGGUCGUCGCUGCAGGCAAGAAGACUCCAGGCACAUGAGGAGGUGGAGUUCGGCAGCGAGGCAACUCCACCGAACGGCGGCUGCUGAUCAGCGCUCCGUCGGGACAAGGUGCUCUGACCCAGUGUGUGUCUGUAGUGCAGUCUCCAUGG
Messenger RNA from Betta splendens (Siamese fighting fish), 1173 nucleotides. It is a transcript of the gene il17d, whose product is annotated as interleukin 17d. Gene Ontology annotation, molecular function: cytokine activity. Gene Ontology annotation, biological process: inflammatory response. The transcript has 3 exons. Gene Ontology annotation, cellular component: extracellular region. Bases 385 to 1062 code for a protein of 225 amino acids. The record is from RefSeq and is a predicted model, not a curated record. NCBI's taxonomy places the organism in Eukaryota, Metazoa, Chordata, Actinopteri, Anabantiformes, Osphronemidae.